CCAGAUGACACGUUUCGAGAAGAUUUUUUUGGAGGAGAAAGAGAAGAGAGAGAGAGAUGGUGGUGACUCUGAAGUCUGAAGCUCGGAACUAAACUGAAAAAAAAAAAAAAAAAAAAAAACUGAAGCUUUAAAAAGAAAGCAGAAGAAAUGGUACAGGUUCUUCAAACAUCACCAGUGCUCCUUCAAUGUUGUUCCUCGUCUCCUCCAAAUCCCAGGGGAAUGGGAGGAAAAAUAAUGCUCAAGUGCUCUUCUGAGCACACUAUAGCCAGUAAGCUUGUGACCAGACAUGUAUUAUCCGGGAUUGCUGCUUCGAUGAUCUUUCUCUCUCAGACACACCAGGUUGUUGCAGCGGAUCUAUCUCAUCAAUCCAACAUAUGCCAGCUUGCUAAUGUCCUGGAUGGCACACCAACUCUUCCACUUGAUGAGGGUUCUGAUGAAAGAGGCAGGAAACUAAUGAUGAUGAGAGGUAUGACAACCAAGGAUUUUGACCCCACUAGAUAUUUGGGAAGAUGGUUUGAAGUUGCUUCACUCAAACGUGGAUUUGCGGGACAAGGGCAAGAAGACUGUCACUGUACUCAGGGUGUAUAUACAUAUGAUAUGGAGACACCCUCUAUCCAAGUCGAUACAUUUUGUGUUCAUGGAGGACCCAAUGGAUAUAUUACCGGCAUUAGGGGAAAGGUUCAAUGCCUUUCAGAAGAAGAUUCGGAUAAAAAUGAGAGUCAACUAGAAAAGCAGGAGAUGAUAAAAGAGAAAUGUUAUCUUCGUUUUCCAACGAUACCAUUUAUCCCCAAGGAGCCUUAUGAUGUGAUUGCUACUGAUUACGACAAUUUUUCUCUUGUUUCGGGAGCAAAAGACAGAAGUUUUAUUCAGAUCUACUCAAGGAAACCCGACCCUGGACCUGAAUUCAUAGAGAAGUACAAAGCUUACUUGGCGAACUUUGGGUAUGAUCCGAGCAAGAUCAAGGACACUCCACAAGACUGUGAGGUAAUGUCAGACAGUCAGUUAACCGCAAUGAUGUCCAUGUCUCGAAUGCAACAGGCUCUAACCAACCAAUUCCCUGAUCUUGAAUUGAAGGCUGCCAUCGAACUAAAUCCAUUUACUAGUGUAUUUGAUACUCUGAAGAAGCUCUUUGAGCUGUAUUUUAAGUAGUUAUCGGGUUCAAUAAAUUGUGGGCGUGCUUUUGUGCCUUACAUCAUAUAGAGCAACAGAGUUAACUAUGUGGGAUCGCAUGCAUAAUUUAAAUAAGGAAUUCAACGCCAUUGAUUAAUA
Messenger RNA from Juglans regia (Persian walnut), 1269 nucleotides. Its product is annotated as chloroplastic lipocalin. Gene Ontology annotation, molecular function: small molecule binding. NCBI's taxonomy places the organism in Eukaryota, Viridiplantae, Streptophyta, Magnoliopsida, Fagales, Juglandaceae. Bases 148 to 1149 code for a protein of 333 amino acids. The transcript has 5 exons. The record is from RefSeq and is a predicted model, not a curated record.